AUGAGCACAACCGAGCCUAGCAAAGAUGAUGUGGCCAAGUCGCCGGACGUCGAAAAAGCGAAAGACAACGCCGAUGCUACAGAUGGACAGGAACUCAGGUUUACCCCAGAAGAGGAAGAAGCUUUAGUAAAAGAGUCCACUGCAUCCAAAGAUGAAGCGAACACGUUGUUCGCCGCCAAGAAGUACCAAGAUGCUUUGGGAAAAUACGACGAUGCAAUCAACUCCUGUCCUAAAUACCUACAUUAUCCACGAGCAGUCAUCUACAGUAACAUUGCCGCCUGCCAUAUCCAACUUGAGGACUGGAAAGAGGCCAUAAAGUCAGCAUCUGAUUCCCUAAAAGCCCUGGAGAAGCUUGAGCAAAGUGACCCUCGACUGAGUCCUGAGGGCAAAAAGUCUGAUGAAAAGAAAGAGAAGAAGGAAGACGAUGAUGUCGAAGAGGAAAUAAUCAGCAGUGGUGCUUCACGUGCCGCACCAAUUCCCAGUACCGAUGAUGAGGAGCUCAAGACACUUCAGGCCAAUAUUCAGCGCAUUCGAUCCAAAGCUCUUAUGCGAAGGGCUCGCGGCCGUUCAGAAGCUGGCGGGUGGCAUAAUCUUGCCGGCGCAGAAGAAGACUGUAAAGCCCUCGCUGCGAAGCCUGAGAGCUUAGCUCCAGCAGACCUUCGAGUAGUUCGGAAGCAAUUAAGAGACUUACCUCCCCGGGUCAAAGCAGCACAAGAGAAGGAGAUGGGCGAGAUGUGGGGUAAGCUGAAAGACCUUGGAAAUGGCAUCUUGAAGCCAUUUGGAUUGAGCACAAACAACUUCCAGAUGGUCAAGGACGAGAAGACCGGAGGCUACAGUAUGAAUUUCCAGCCUGGAGGAAGCUCUUAA
Molecule: messenger RNA, 867 nt
Organism: Fusarium tjaetaba
Lineage: Eukaryota; Fungi; Ascomycota; Sordariomycetes; Hypocreales; Nectriaceae
Product: tetratricopeptide repeat 1 (TTC1)
Exons: 2
Coding region: 1-867 (288 amino acids)
Molecular function (GO): protein binding
Source: RefSeq, a predicted model, not a curated record